UUGUGUUCCGGCUGCGUGUAGAAGCAAACAUGGCGGCCGAGGGAGAUGUGGAUUUGGACCUGGAAGCUGAUGAGAACUGCACGGGAAAACCAACAGAAAAGCCCCGAAAACAUGAUAGUGGAGCUGCUGAUUUGGAAAGGGUUACCGACUAUGCGGAGGAAAAAGAAAUAUCCAGCUCGAAUUUGGAAACGGCCAUGUCUGUGAUUGGAGACAGAAGAUCCAGAGAGCAAAAGGCGAAACAGGAAAGAGAAAAAGAACUGGCCAAGGUAACAAUAAAGAAGGAAGAUGUGGAGCUCAUUAUGGGAGAGAUGGAGAUUCCCAGAUCAGUGGCAGAGCGCAGUCUGAGAGAACACAUGGGAAAUGUGGUGGAGGCUUUGAUUGCUCUGACCAAUUGAGUGGAUGAGACAGCUUUGAGAUGUAUGGACACAUUGGACUGCUUCAUUCCUGCUCAUGAUCAACCCUUUUCACACUGUAUUUAGUCUCUAAUAAAGCAACCUUUUUUAACAGUCUUAAACAGUA
Molecule: messenger RNA, 519 nt
Organism: Pimephales promelas (fathead minnow)
Lineage: Eukaryota; Metazoa; Chordata; Actinopteri; Cypriniformes; Leuciscidae
Gene: hypk
Product: huntingtin interacting protein K
Biological process (GO): negative regulation of apoptotic process; protein stabilization
Source: RefSeq, a predicted model, not a curated record